This is a messenger RNA of Maylandia zebra (zebra mbuna), 6835 nucleotides long. Its product is annotated as juxtaposed with another zinc finger protein 1. The record is from RefSeq and is a predicted model, not a curated record. Gene Ontology annotation, cellular component: nucleus. Lineage: Eukaryota; Metazoa; Chordata; Actinopteri; Cichliformes; Cichlidae.
UUACAGAGAAAAACCCAACAAACUAAUGAUGUAAUAAUAAUCUAUUAUGAGGACUUGGAGACAGUGGGAACGAAGAACCAACUUUAAACAGAAAGUGAUUGUAAAUUGAUUUAUAUAGCAUGAGACCUCGAAAUCUUUUUGAAGGUCAUUCUGCUGACCUAAAUAUCACUAAAGCUAAUGGCUUUAUUUAGGUCUGAGAUUUAAAGUGAGCGUUCAAACUGUAUAACGCAAAUUAAACAUAAGCAACAAUCAAAUUGAACUUGUUUGUAAAGCAUAUGUAAAGGUGUGUCCCUUACACCAAUGACCUAAUUAAAACAAAGGUAAAAUAAUAAACUUGAGAAAACAAUAAACAAAAGCAACAGAAAUAUAAAUGUAAAUUUAAGAUUUAAAGCACGUUGAGUUACUUAUUAUUGCCUCUAAAACACUGCUAUAGAUAACGUUUAAUGUUAGCAUCACCUACUGCACACUGGAAGCCAUUGUGUUGGUGAUAUGAUGUCAUAUGUGAUUAUCAGGGCAAAGUGUCAUACUCUGUCUAUCUAUCCAUGGAAGAACAGUUUCAAAAGUUAUUCUGAAGGAGUGUAUGAAUCAUUUGACAGUUUUUGGCAUUUUAGGAUGAUGCGUUUUUCAUACUUAUCAGAGAAACUGCCUAAAAAAGGUCGACUGUUGUUUAUAAUAAAUACAAAAAAAUUAUCCCAUCAAAAUGUCAUCAAAACAAAAGCACAACAAAUCAUUACCAUUAGCUAAACCAUGUUUGGUCAGCUUUUUCCGGUGCUUCGGCCAGGCUGGAGCUGAACAGGGCGAUUCUUGUUAUAGUUAAAUUGCAAAAUGGGACCAAACCCUACUGACUCAUCAUCCACCAAUCGUUUACAGUAUGCAAAUUAUCAUCACCCUGGCAACAAGUAGAAAUAGGAAGUUGUGAUGAUGUCACUCUGUGUUUUGAGCUUCUCUUCCCCCAUGUGAACGUGAGUCACAGAGUUUUGUUUUUCAGCGAAGAUAAGGGAUGUUUUACAGCAGAUGUACAUGCCCGUGAACAGUGCACGGGCAGACUAAAAAGUGUAUGACGGCAGCCAGGAAGUCUCUGGCUGGUGCCCUGAAGCAGACAAUGCCAGUGAGAUUACAGCUACCUCCAUAACUCAGGGGCUCUACCAGCCAUUACCAUCUGGCACCUUCACCCCGGCUUGGCUUUUAACAGCCAGUCUGGGAGCUUUAGAAAGCUGCCUACUCAGAGCCUGAUGUCACCCAGUCUGAAAAAAUAUGGCGUUUCAGGUUAAAGGUAAAAGAAACUUUCUGACCUCCAUCUCUAUGUAGCUUAAUCCUCACUUUGGCUACAUUACACAUCUGGCUCAGCUGGCAAAGUCUAUGCAUGUCAUGCAUGGUUGAUUUCUGACUAUUCCUAUUAGGUGCACUUAAAAAAUAGCUAACUGGUAACAGAUACUUUAAAAAGUAUGCAACUUGCAGAGAUCUGAUUAUGUAAUGUAGUGAGUUAAAUUUACAUGCAACCCAUCCCUCAGAUGCAGACCCACAUAGUAACAGAGCCCCAGUGUGUGUGCGUGUUUGUGUCUGUGUUUGUUCUGUGUGUAUUUGCAAACUGUGUUGGCCAUUAGUCCGUGCACUUGUUGGACUAUUCAUUUCCAGCAAAAAAGAAAAAAGAAAAGGAAAGGAGAAAAAAAGGGUGUCUGAUAAUUCCAAAUCCCAAACUGUAACCUAAGAUUGUGCGCCACCCACAGGCCUCAAAACAGGUGAUGUCAUGCACCACAAACUCUCGACGUGUAUCUCCCUUUCUCCCUUCACCUUUUUACAACACAUGCUACCACUUCUCAUUUACGUAAUGGUGCUGGGAACUGCGUCACUCUCACAGUUCUGAUACACCACGUGUGCGUAAUGAGUGUGUUUAUCCCGAGUGUGUUUUUGUAUGCUUGUGUGUAAGAGAGAACAUCUGUGUUGGGCUGAUGAAGUCACUGAAUUCAUGUACUGUACAUGUGUGUGUAUGCGUGUGCACUGGUGACGCCACCGUGUUUUGGCAUGUUUGCUUUCAAAGGCUGUUGCAGUGUAUUUUAUAUUUUGUGUUUUAGUUACUGUGUCUCGUUUUGGUUGAGUAGACAGAGAGCAGUCAGAAAAAAAAACGUAUCUCCGGGUCUUAAGGUUGUUUGCUGAAGUCACUGGCCAGGUUUAUGACAGUCCAUUUUAACGCUCGAUUAACAGGUCCAACACAGGCCAGCCGGCUCUGGUUAGCCAGCCCCAGUGAUUUAAGGACAUUCUCCUCUCUCUGGGAACUGCACACAAAGCUACGCGGUACUCUUCUCAUCACUGAGCCCAUUAUAGGGUAACAUUAAUCACUUAACUUUAUGGAUGUCAUAGAUUCUGUUGUCAAAGGCUUAUCCAUGUCAUUAUACAUACACACAUCCUGGUCUUUUGAAGCCCCUUCAGACAAAAGCAUUGACAUGGUUUAGAAACAUGUAAGCUGCUGGCUCUAGCUCACGACACGGCAAUAAGUGAAUCAGUUCCAUUAAAGCUAAAUCACAAGGCAAGGGAAGUAUUUUUAUGGCACAUUUCAUACACAUUUUAAAGGGAUUACGUAAAGCAUAAAAUAUAUUAAAAAAGAAAUACAGCAGCCAUUUACGCUAAGCACACUGCUAAAGUAAAUACUUGGAGACAGGUAUUUACCGUUAUGAAUAUAUAAAGAAGAAGUCAGCAUCUAUUCUCUUCAUGACUUAUUCAGGCUCCUUCAGAUUCCAGAUUGUAUUCACCAGAAGCAAAUAUGAAAUCUGUUAUGUUUUAUUGAAUCCUGCAAGGUAAUAGGUAAUAAUGUAUCAAGACAAAAGCUGAAAAGAAAACUGAUCAGUGCCUGUGUUUUUUCAGGUGUAACAGACAUAGUCUUUAUCAGUUAAAAAGACAGUGUAUACAUGUACAGUACUGUAUAUAACCCACUAUAAGUACUUAGUUUGACCAGAACCCAUUAAACUAAAUACGUGUAAACAAAGAUGUUUGUAAGGGAUAAUGUGGGCCCAUUAUACUGAGAGUUAGUUUGAAAUUUUGAUAUCUAACUUACAAAAUAAGCACACACAAGUUGAUAUUUAAAAGUUUGGCACUGAUCAUGUGAAGGACAUGCUGUAUUUAUUACCGGUAAUGCAAUUUGACCAACUUCUUAGAAGCAGAAAUAGAAACUAAAGUUUGUUUUUAUGAUCUUAAUUCACUGCGUUAGUAGACUUGUGCAUUCUCUUUUAUGCUAAAAAAUCUGUUAAAACCAUAACUGUGAUUUCAGAUGUUGAUCUUUUUUUUCUUUGUGUUUCAGCAGGGAGGCACAGGUUAGCACCUAAGAAUUGGGACAGAGACAACAAAAGGCUGGAAGGAACAAUUUGCAAAUAAUUAGGUUAAUUGGCAACAGUCAGUGCGGCUGUCAUACCAACAGGUAGGCAGGUCGUGACGUAUGCCACCAGCCACCCCUCCUCCUCCUCCUCCCACCGCCCCGCCUGCCUCCCAGCUGCGUCCGCCGCUGUCCUGUCUGGCCGCCCGGUGUCUGCUCCGCUGCUCCGCGCUCUGCCCCGUUCCUAUCCCCGGACCCGAAACCUCUGCCUCCUCGUUCACCACCCCGGCUCCUGGACCCCCUCCCCCCCUCUCUGCCCGGUGAAUGCACCAGCGCCGUGAACAUGACGGGCAUCGCCGCCGCUUCGUUCUUCUCCAAUUCCUGCAGGUUCGGGGGCUGCGGACUCCAGUUCGAGUCUCUCGCCGAGCUCAUCGUCCACAUCGAGGACAAUCACAUCGACACAGAUCCGAGGGUCUUGGAGAAGCAGGAGCAACAGCAGCCCACCUAUCUGGCCCUAAGCUACAUCAACAGGUUCAUGACGGAUGCAGCACGCCGGGAGCAGGAGACCAUAAAGAAGAAGGCCACACCCAAGUUGUCCCUGUCCAUCACGGGCGGAGUGUCCAGGAACAGCACGGCCACACCUCCCCGCCACACCAGCGGUAACCUGACGCCUCCCGUCACGCCCCCCAUCACCCCUUCCUCCUCAUUCCGCAGCAGCACACCUACAGGCAGCGAGUAUGAUGAGGAGGAGGUAGACUACGAGGAGUCGGAUAGCGAUGAGUCGUGGACCACAGAAAGCGCCAUCAGCUCUGAGUCCAUCCUCAGCUCCAUGUCAAUGAACGGGGCCGAUGAAAAGCCGUUCGCCUGCCCCGUCCCCGGGUGUAAGAAGAGAUACAAGAAUGUGAAUGGUAUCAAAUACCACGCCAAGAACGGCCACCGCACACAGAUUCGUGUGAGGAAACCCUUCAAGUGUCGCUGUGGCAAAAGCUACAAGACCUCGCAGGGCUUGAGGCACCACACCAUCAACUUCCACCCGCCCGUCUCCACCGAGAUCCUCCGCAAGAUUCAAGGCUAAGAGCCCGCGCUCACACCAAUCAACUUCCCCUAAAAAAAAAAAAAAAAAAAGAGUCCUGACUUUCCUUUCCCAUCCUAUGUACACUAAAGGAUCAAGUGCAUGCUUUAAGUUUUUUUUUGUUUUUUUUUUUUAAAUCAUCUUCUUUUUGUGUGUUACGUUAGUAUUUUUUUCUAUCUAUGUUAUAUCACUUGUAUUUUUUUGGGAAACAAAAAAGAACUAUCUUUGUAGUAUUUUUAUUGAUGUACAUUUGCACAUUCGUAUAUGCUAUCACAUUAUUUUAUUUUCUAUCGUUCGACUUACAUAAGGUGCUAACUGUAAAAAAAACAACAGAAAGAAAAGACAAAAAACAAAAUGAUACGAAAGUAAAGAGGAGAAAAGAUGGAGACGUGAAACAGGAAGUGCAACCAAGCCCUGCCUUCCUCCUGCUCAGCUCUGAGUGGGAUGAAGUUGGCCUCCAGUGCUGAUGUAAGCUCAGCGGUUGUUACACUCCCUUUUGAGCUGCAGAGUCCAGCUGAGCUUAGAUCUGUGCCUUCACGGUCAUUUGUGGGGGUGAAAGCGCUGGAGUUAAGUUAUACUUUUAAUAGAUAUAUCGAUAUAUAAACAAUAGACAGAUAUGUAUGUGUACAUAAAAAUAUAUAAAAGUAUUCAUGAGCAUAUACAUAGUUACUUUAUUUUCAAGCUUUAUUUUAUAUAUUUUUGUCAGUGUUUUAGAUUUCGUGUUCAUUUUUAUGUAUCAGUAAGUGUUCCUUUCAUUCCUCAUUUGCUGAUUGAGCAAUUCUGUCACCUCAGAGGUCAAAGGUCAAUCAGCUGGCUGACUUUAGGUUCUGAGUUUUUGUUUCUUUGUUUUCCUUACAUGUUCUACAGAUUAAGAGCUAAUGCUCCUUUCAGUUUGACACCGAUCUGUGUGUCGUUUGACCAUUUUAUCACGUGGAGAACGUAUUAGAACACGGCCCGAUCCGUAUCCGCAUUAAGCCAUCGUUAUCUCCAGCGUUUCUUCAUUCACAGUGCCAGAGCUGCGUUCCACACGCUUAGCCACAAAAGUGGGUUAAGCGGCACACUGUAUUCCAGUUGCCAAGAUCUUUGUAGUUGUUUUGUUUUUUCCAUGAUCGUUGCCAACAGCUCUCCACUGCCAAACAUUGACCAUACCAUGUGCCUGAUGAGGGGAUGAGGAGAGAGGGAGGGGGAAGGGGGGAGGAAAGGAAGGUGGAUGGGAAGAGUGUUGUAAUAUUUCCACCCCGGAGGUCGCCCCAGACUUGUGGCAAUUAUUUUCUUGUACGUCGCACCUCCAAAAAGAAGAAAAAGAAAAAAGUCACGGGAAUGAAUGGAUGUACACGAGAAGAAUGUUUUUCACGCAUGUUUCUGUGUCGUGUGGAGACGUGUGAAAGAAGAAGGUGGAUUUUGUAUUUGAAAGAGAUUACCAUCUACGUGUCGUUUUUGUGCGUGUGUGUUUUAGACAAAAGCAUUCCAGUCCAUUGUGUGUUCGCGAGAGUGUGAGUGGUGUGUGUUUUCAGCAGUAUCCAAGUCAUCAGCCUAGAGAGUAUUACUGUAAUCUGUGUCUCAUUGCUCGGAUGUGUCAUGUUUCUGUGCCUGGCUGCUGGUUCAACUCCUAUGGAGCAGGGUGGUUGGCUGGCUUGUUGCUCCUGACUGGGAUUUCAUCAUUCCGAGUGAGAGCGCAGUGCUUCAACUCGCCAAGACACAUUUGUUCAUUAUAUCAUCAUUUCCCUCAUUGUACAAAAAAAGUUUAGAUUCUGCUCAAGGCUUGCAGCAUGAGCCCCCCGUUCAUUUGAUAGGUACAGUGAUCUCCGACAUGCACACACCGUCCUGUCCUCCAGUUUGGCUAUAGGGAUUUUUACUUACACAAUGUUGUUAAAAGGCAGACUGCAGGAUCGCCACAUACCCUCAGCGAGUGUGCUACUACAUAAGCACAAAUCCAUGCCUAUUUUAAACCACCUGGAACCUGGAUCUGUAAAAUCCUGGCACCAGGUUACGAGGACAUCUGUGGAGCUGCUAGCCUGAGAUGAUGAUAGAAGACACUUCAGUCCGGCCUUUGAGCGUAGGAGAGAAGGUUCUCUGCGGGGACAGACUGAAAGUUGAGCUGUCAAGCACUCGUAAAAACAAAACCCAUCCUCAGCUUCAGACUCGGGAGGGCCACUCGCACAUAUGGGAGAGGAGAAACGGAGGGUGUGUGCUGGAGGGGAGAUGAGGGAGGAACUUCAAUAUACCGUGUACAGUGAAUGUAUUGUAACGUGCAUCUGUUGUCAAGUGCUUUUAAAUUAUAUUUUCGUAUGUAACGUGGAGACUGAUGUUUCCUUUUUUUGUACGGGGGUACAACAGGUUCUGAGAAGAGUGACUUGUAAAUGAUGUCAACCUGUCUUUCUAUAUAAAAGAGAAGCUGCUUAAAUGUAAACAGGAAACGACUGAGAAAAAAAAAAGCAAAAUAAAGUAAAAAAGCUCCA